Molecule: messenger RNA, 1865 nt
Organism: Malaclemys terrapin pileata
Lineage: Eukaryota; Metazoa; Chordata; Testudines; Emydidae
Gene: PLA2G7
Product: phospholipase A2 group VII
Exons: 12
Coding region: 288-1604 (438 amino acids)
Molecular function (GO): 1-alkyl-2-acetylglycerophosphocholine esterase activity
Source: RefSeq, a predicted model, not a curated record
GACGCUGUACAGAAGGAAAAGCGCCCGCUCUGUAAGGCGGGUUGCAAGUCCCUCCCUCCUGUGGCGAGCACGGCAGAGUCCGACAGAAAGAGAAACAGCCCCAGAGCAGCAGCCGGCUAAUGCUUUGGCUGUCUCGGGGAUCCAGGCGGCUCCAGGACAGCGGCAGGCAGGCGCAGCUCCCCCGCGCCCGGGCAGACAGGAGAGCCGGGAGGCCGCUCCCCGGGGCCCCGCGCAGGAGGUCAUGAAGCUGAAAGACAUUCGUGAAUAGAAGAUACAGUGAAUAGAAGAUGCAGUCUUCAAAAUUUCAUUUACUUUUCCAUUUCCGUUACUGGUUACUCUGGACUAGCAUAGGGAAAUUGGGAGAAAUUAAAUUAGCAGGCUUGUCUGUUAAUGCACAGAUGGAAAUGGGGAGCAAGAGCUCUGCAAAGUUUAAUGGAAUCCCCGAGGGGAAGGGGCCUUACUCUGUUGGCUGCACGGACCUGAUGACUGAUUACACGAUUCAGGGAAGCUUCUUUCGUCUGUAUUAUCCUUCGCAAAAUGGCACAAGUAGUGAAGAAACCAAGUGGAUCCCCAGCAGUGAAUAUUAUCGUGGACUUGCUGACUUCCUCAACGUGUACCGGGUGUUAGGAGAGACAUUUUUUCAGUACUAUGUUGGCUCAGUGACUUGUCCUGCAAAAUGGAAUGCUGCUUUCAAGCCUGGAGAGAAAUACCCCCUCAUUAUUUUUUCCCAUGGACUUGGAGCUUUCCGGACUAUAUAUUCUGCUAUCUGCAUUGAGAUGGCAUCUCAGGGUUUUAUAGUUGCUGCUGUGGAGCACAGAGAUGAAUCCUCUUCUGCGACUUACUACCGUAAGGAGAAUCCUGUUUUUGAAGCACAAGAAGAGGCUACAGAAAAUCUGGAAGACGAAUGGAUCUAUUACAGAAAACUAAAACGAGGUGAACAGGAAUUUCCUCUACGCCACCAACAGUUGCAGCAGAGAACAGAGGAGUGUAUCAAAGCUCUUGACCUAAUUCUUGGUAUUAAUAAUGGAAAUCAUGUAGUGAAUGUACUAUCUUUAAACUUUGAUUGGACUCUGUUAAAGGAGUCUAUUGAUGGUGACAGAAUAGCUGUGAUGGGACACUCUUUUGGUGCUGCCACAGCCAUUAAGGCUCUUAGCAAAGACGCUAGAUUCAAGUGUGGCAUUGCCCUGGAUGCAUGGAUGCUUCCUCUAGAUGAUGACGUUUAUUCCAGGGUCGAACAGCCAUUGUUGUUUAUCAACUCAGAAAAAUUCCAGUGGGUUUCAAAUGUUCUAAAAAUGAAGAAACUUGACUCCACUGGCAAAAUAAGAAAAAUGAUCACUAUCAAGGGAUCAGUACAUCAGAGUUUUCCAGAUUUUACCUUCCUGACUGGUAACUUUGUUGGAAAGAUUUUCAAAUUAAAGGGAGAAAUAGACCCAAACAUAGCUAUAGAUAUUAGCAACAAAGCUUCAUUAGCCUUCUUGCAGAAACAUUUAGGUCUGAAGAAAGAUUUUGAUCAAUGGGACGCUCUCGUAGAUGGCGAAGGACAUAAUGUCAUUCCUGGAACCAACAUUGAUCUACCCUCAACUCAGCCUGAAACACUAGAAUGAAGAAACUGAUAAUACCAGGCAUACUAAAGCACUUAAGUCUUCAACAAGAUCUUACUUAGUAGUACUGCUGGUCAGCUACUUCCCACAGCUACACCGUUUUUCUUUCUCUUACUGUGCCUCACAGUCACCUGUAUUAAUAUCUCAUUGCACUUUGAUAAAAGAGUUGCAGGGGUUUAAAUUCGUACCAGCCUAUAAACUUACUCUUUAAAAUACUAGAAUAAACUUUUGCUUUCUACCAAUUAAAUAUUAAAUCAGCUAUUA